Symbiodinium sp. CCMP2592 is the source of this 534-nucleotide messenger RNA. The record is from the annotation of a GenBank genome assembly. Lineage: Eukaryota; Dinophyceae; Suessiales; Symbiodiniaceae.
AUGGUGUCCAGGUUGCUAGACUAUUCGGAGGGUGGUCCGAACGACCCUCGCACCACUUUCAAUGAUCUGCGCAAAUGGUUGACAGCUGUAAAGGAGGAGAUUUCACCGUGGGGUUGGCAAGCCUACGAUGCGGAGUUCCGUGAGCGUAUGCAGGCCGAGAAGAAGCUGUAUGCCAUGAAUGGUCUGCCCAACAGUGGUGCCGAGCCCCAGGACGGCGUGAUCCAAGGCACCCCCUUGUGGCAAGAAAGGCUUGACCAGAUGCUCUUGGUCGAGCACUUGAAACGGAAGGUCAUGGUUGCCCACACAGCAUUCACCGAAGCCACCGACCUCCUAUUGAAAUCGCACGCAUGGUUGGUGAAGGACUCGCUGCUGGCUGACAAGUUUGCCGAAUGCAUAUCGCGGGUACCACCAAGUCAACAUGACAGAAUCGACCUUCUGCAGGUGGUGCCGCACCUAAAGUCUACCAAGCUGGCGGUCUGUGCAUGCGAACAUGUCUUCUUCUGUGCCACUAUUCUGGCUGGAACAUGGAUGUGA